Messenger RNA from Polypterus senegalus (gray bichir), 2089 nucleotides. It is a transcript of the gene vstm2b, whose product is annotated as V-set and transmembrane domain containing 2B. The transcript is spliced from 5 exons. NCBI's taxonomy places the organism in Eukaryota, Metazoa, Chordata, Cladistia, Polypteriformes, Polypteridae. The record is from RefSeq and is a predicted model, not a curated record. Bases 725 to 1498 code for a protein of 257 amino acids.
UCAGAUCCCGUCCUCCUGUCAUUGGCGCCGCGUGCGCGAGGGCGCGCGCGCCGCCGCAUCCGCGAGACAUCCCGCGCACGCUCACCGCCCCGCGCGUGCGACUCCGGAGAUGCCCAAAGCGCCUCCCGACUGUUAUGCACUUUAAUACAAACCAGAGGGAUCUGGUAACACAAGCUGCGGGACUAUCGAUUGAUCUCCGGGUUUAGUGCAAUCCGAGGGAACUUCGCUCCCUCAUUGAGUCUUUUUCUCUUGGAUCGGAGACUAGGAUGGUUUGGUGAUGGGGGUUUUGGAGAGAAGCGCAGGAAAUCUUCCCAUUCUCUGGAAAGCGACUUUCCUCAGUAUUACAGGGAGCAAGUUUUGCGCUGAGUUAAAGCACAUCGGGAAAUAAAGCUUCAGUGGGCUGAAAGGAAUAAACAGAGAAGGGAGCGCAGUGGACACUAACGCACUUGUUCAAUACAAGGAGUUCCCCUGGAUCUUAUUGCUGUUAUUAAUAUUAUUGUUAUUAUCACUGUUUAUAUGUGCGCGCGUGUUUAUUAUUGUCAUUUGUGUCUGUCUGAGGCUGGGGAGUACACCACUGGAUUUUUGGAAGCUCUAAAACUGGAGAGGAAAACAAUCCAUAGACUUUUUGGGGGUCUGUUUGCAAUGGGGAUUCAGCUAUUGUAAGCAAAAGAGAUCAGAUGAAAAUCGUUGCUUGCUAUUUAUUAUAAAAUCUUGUAUUUAUGAAAUGGAAAAUCGGGGACUAUACGGCGUCCUUUAUUACCUGAUGCUAAAUGCGCCCCUGCUACUGUACGUAAAUGCGACAUUUACUGAAGUCCCCAAAGAUGUGACUGUCAGAGAGGGAGAUGAUAUUGAGAUGCCUUGCGCUUUUCGGGCCAGCGGAUCCACAUCUUACUCCUUGGAGAUACAGUGGUGGUAUCUUAAGGAACCUGCAGCAAGGGAACUUGCGCAUGAAUUAGCAAUUAGUGCCCCCGCAAACAGAGCUAAGGUCACUCCCAGAGACGCAACUAAAAUAAGUACUGUGAGAGUGCAAGGCAAUGACAUCUCCCACAGGCUCCGGCUUUCCAACGUAAGAAAGCUGGACGAAGGUGUCUACGAGUGCAGGGUGUCCGACUACAAUGGCGACGAGACUCAGGAACACAAAGCCCAGGCGACGUUACGAGUCACCUCCCGCUUCUCUCCUGACAUGCAGGCGGCUGAAGCCGUGUCCCACAUCAAGAGCAACGGUCCCCUCAGGAACAAUCCCGCCGGGAGAGCCACUUCUGAGCCGGGACAAGAUAAACGCCGAGUUCCGCUCCCGGCAGGCGCGGGGCCAGUCGCUAUCUCCACGACAGCGGCAGGGGCAGCUGCAUCUUCCUCAGCAUCUCCUCGACCGGGUAACGCGGCCAUCCGUCAGCAGCACGGCGCCGGUUCUGGAACCACUUUGCGCACCACAGACCCUUUCCUGUACAUUUCCCUUUUAAUCUUGCAUAGCCUUUUCUCCAUGGUAGUGAAUCACUGAUAGCCUCUGGACAAGAAAACAACAAUCCUCAAUUUUUUUUUCCACUUAUAUACCGUCUACAAAGGGAUAUAAAAGAUUCUGGAACACCAUUCUGUAGGAUAAACUAAGCAAGGAAAAAUAAGUAAACUUACAAACUGUGAUUUACUGAAGGCCUACUGCCUUGAAGCCGGAUAUAAAGGAACUAGAAGCAUGAUGAAAACAGAAUUUGUGUGAAACCAAGCUUCACGACUGUGGGAAACCUAGUGUUGCACAAAGCCAACAUUCACAAAACGAUGCAUCUCCUUUCCAAAUACUAAAGUGUCAAGCCCUGCUGUGUGCAUGGCAUCUAUUAUUUAAAUUAUUGUAAGUAAAACUAUUUUCCUUUGUAAUUUUUUUCUGCUUUAUUUUUUGCACGAACUGUUGAGCAGUUAGCCAUUCUUUUACAUGUCAAACAAAAUGAAGUACGGGAGAAAGAGAAGAAUAUUUAUGUAGAUUGUGUGUUCUAGGAUUAAUCUUUUCAGGCAUUUUAUGUUAUAUAUAAAAUAUGACCUUCUAAUAUAUUUUGAUUAAAUAAGGCACACCUUAUCAUAGUUACUAUCCACCAUCAAUAAU